AUGAAGGGGCCCAUUUGGAGACCAGGAAUGCCUGCCAAAUGGGUCGUUGAUGGAGUUACCCAAGACUUUCUCCCAGGAUCAGUACAGGCUAGAGAAAUACCAGAACUCCAAGAUGAGGAAGAAGAAAUCGAUAAUAAAGAUGGUAAAAAAGAGAAGGAGUGA
Trichomonas vaginalis G3 is the source of this 162-nucleotide messenger RNA. RefSeq lists its product as uncharacterized. Lineage: Eukaryota; Parabasalia; Trichomonadida; Trichomonadidae. The transcript has a single exon. The record is from RefSeq and is a predicted model, not a curated record. The coding region runs from base 1 to 162 and encodes 53 amino acids.